AUGCACUCCCGUACCCCUUCAAGCGGACAUCUCUUCGAUAUUUCAACCAAGGACGACCCCACCGACUCGGCUACAAUCUUCCGCGGACCACUCCUCGUCGACCGCACCCCAUUCCUGGCCCACGAGGGCAUCGGCAGGGACAAAACUCCCGCCGAGACCGUUAUUCUGCAUCAGAACAGUUUCGCGCAUGCCGACUAG
Molecule: messenger RNA, 198 nt
Organism: Colletotrichum destructivum
Lineage: Eukaryota; Fungi; Ascomycota; Sordariomycetes; Glomerellales; Glomerellaceae
Exons: 2
Coding region: 1-198 (65 amino acids)
Source: RefSeq, a predicted model, not a curated record